Molecule: messenger RNA, 1529 nt
Organism: Spinacia oleracea (spinach)
Lineage: Eukaryota; Viridiplantae; Streptophyta; Magnoliopsida; Caryophyllales; Amaranthaceae
Product: RING-H2 finger protein ATL7-like
Exons: 3
Coding region: 365-1036 (223 amino acids)
Biological process (GO): protein ubiquitination
Molecular function (GO): transferase activity
Source: RefSeq, a predicted model, not a curated record
UUCAUCCAAAAUUGACAAUUAUAGAAAAUUACUUUAUAAAAUUAAAUUAAAAAAAUAGGCAUGACUCAUACUACAGAUUUGGGACUUCCGUCAUGUCAGAAAAUUUGUCCCAUUAUUUGACAGAUGGAAUUGCAUGCUGCACUCUUCCGGAUAAACUAUAUUCGCCUUCAUUUCUUAUAACAUCACUAUCAAUUUCCCAAUCACAAAUACUACGAAUUUCACUAUUUUUUAGUAUAAAUCUGCUCGGAUCUUCCCUAAAUUCGGGGAAUCAUUAGAUAUUUUCCUUCAAUUUAUCAGUAAUUUCAUCUAUAAAACCCUAAUUUCCGACAUUUUCCCCCCAGAAUUCUGCUUUUUUGAUCUGUAAAUGUCCCCUUCAAAUGCAUCCUACAAUGGUAGGAGAAGCAGCGGAAAUCGCCGCAUUAUAGAAUCGAGUCCAUUUGAAACGGAAUCGAGUAUAAUUAGUAGCAGAAAUGACGGUGGCGGUGGCGGUGGUAGUGAUAGUCAUACAGAAUCAUUGAAAUUGUAUGAAGCAAUUAUAUUUUCUGGACCAAUUGUGUUCACAUUGAUCAUAAUUUUCUUGUUUUACUUCUUCUAUCUCCGCCGUCAUAGUGUGGAUUGGUCUUCUCUUCGUAUGCGUGCUUCGAAUUCUGCUGCCGUAGCCGCCGCCGCUACCGAUGGCGUUGAGGUGGUUGAGCUGGGGUUGAAGAAAGAAUUUAGGGAGAUGCUGCCAAUAAUCGUGUUUAAGGAGAGCUUUUCUGUUAGAGACACACAAUGUUCAGUGUGCCUAGGGGAUUAUCAAGCAGAAGAUAGGCUUCAACAGAUACCUGGUUGUUGUCAUACAUUUCAUCUGAACUGCAUCGACCUUUGGCUAGCAACUCAUACCACUUGCCCACUCUGUCGCCUUUCCCUUAUCAGUCCAUCUAAAACUCCCCCAUCUUUAGAGCCUGAUAGUAAUAUUCAGAUUGACAGUAGAUUGGAAGACCCAGAAAAUGUAGAUGAUGACGUCCUUCGGCUAAACAGAUUGCAGGUUUUGUAAGAGUUGACUCUCUUUUACGGAUUGCAGGUUUUGUAAGAGUUGACUCUCUUUUACGGGAGAAACAGGGACGUAAGAGAUGAUUCUAUAGAAGUUAGGAAGACUAGGAACCUGUACAGGGAACUCAAAAGGUAGGAUACAAGAUGAACCGAUUAGCAAAUUACAGUGCCCGGAUUGUGGGGGUGGAUGAGUUCUGUUAUGCUGGAACAGUUGCCACAAGUUAAGUGAGAAAGUAAGGAGAUUUCCCUUGAAACUGAUACAUCUGAACUCAUACAUCAAUGUAAAACCAAAAGCAUUGUAUCGUUGCCAUUGUUUAGCGACCGAGGAACCUGUACUUGUCCAGAGAGGACUACUGAUUGUAUGUUAUCUCUUUGUAUUACUAUGUAAAAGUAUGUUAAACAAAUAAGCAAUUAAGUUUUCAUGUAGUUCUAGACUUCUAGUGUAACUGUGUAAUUUUAUAUAAUAUGUAAAAAUUAUGAAUUUCUUUUCUUUUUCA